AUGAUGUUGAGUGCGGAGGAAGCGGCCGCAGUGCUUGAGGUCGGUUUUGCGGGUGAUUGUUACAUUGAUCCAGUGCUGGGGAACAAUCCGCGAAAGUAUCACGAGUUCAUUUCAGACCUGAUCGAUUGCAACAUUCUGACUUUUACCGAUUCACCCAGGGUUCAGGUGGGAGUUUUUGUUGUAACAAAGAAGCAGCAGCGCCAGCGUUUGAUCAUCGACGCUCGACGGUCAAAUCGCUUAUUCAGGAGCCCUCCUACGACUUGUCUGGGCUCCGUCGAGUCGUGGACACGGCUCGAAGUUCAAGGAGGUGGCCCAUUGUUCAUGGCACAAGAGGAUGUGAAGGAUUACUUCUACAGACUAGGCAUCAGUCGAGAGUUAGGGGAGUACUUCUCUUUGCCGGCCAUUGACCCUCAGCUGCUGUUGGAGGUGCGCGGGAGUCUCCCGCCGGAUCUGGUGGCUCUGGUCGAUGUGUCGGGAGCUCGGUUACAUCCAUGUCUCAAGGUGUUGCCGAUGGGGUUCUCCUGGGCCUUUCACUUGGCACAUGAAGCUCACGUGGAAGUCGCUCGCAGGGUGCUCACCAAGACCCCAGUCGUUCGAGAUCGGCGACCUCCGCCUCGUAUUGGAUGUGAGGACGGGGAGCACACAUCGGCUAUGCUUAUUUAUGCGGACAAUUGCAACCACCUCGGCAUUGACAGGAUUCAAGUCGAUGACGAGCAGGCUCGAGUUCGAGAGGAGCUUCGCAAACAUGGGCUGGACACUCACGAUGUGAUCAGUGGUAGUCUAAUGGUUGAGAGCCUCGGUGUCAGAAUUGAUGGCAUGUGCGGCAAGGUGCAGGCUACUCCAAACCGCGAUUGGCGGCUGGAUCGGGCCUUACGUGCCUGCCAGGCCUCUCCAGCCCUCUCAGGAGAGGAGCUCGAGGUCUUGAUUGGUCACAUGACAUCCAGAGCACUACUUCACCGCGGUUUGAUGGGCAUCCUGAGGCCCAGCUACACCUUCGUAAGGUCGAACUACACGCGGAGGCGCCGGCUAUGGGACAGCGUUCGUCAUGAACUGGAGCUGUUCCGAUGCCUCAUGCCGCUAGCCCUCUGCACGGACGCGUGUCCCAGCGGAUACGCCGUCUGUGAAAGCGACUGGAGCGCUCACGAGGCCGCAGAGGUCGGGCGUGAGGACGAGAGAUGGAGAUACUAUCGUGGACCCGUCGAUCGCCCGGGCCCCCGAGCAGCUGCACUCGACACUGGUCUGGUUUUUGAAGACCCGUUGACCGUCAAACCGGAGGUGGAUGGAGAGCUUUUCGGGGAUAUCUGUGAGGAUCCCAGCUUCCCGGAAGUACACCAGUCUUUGAUGACUCCUAGCCGUUGGCACGUUUUAUGGGGCAGCCCGAUUAGGUGGAGCGAUGCCAUUCACGUCUUGGAGGCCCGAAGUGUGCUCGGUGCCAUAAAGCAUCGGUGCAGGGAUUCGGAGAGACAUGGGAAGCGCAUCACCGUGUUAAACGACAACCUCGGAGUGGUCCUUGCGGUUCAAAAGGGGAGAUGUGCAAAUUAUGGAAUCCUCAGAAUCAUCAGACGCAUAGCUGCUCAUUGUCUAGCCACUGGCAUCCGUUUACAUGUACGAUGGGUGCCUUCAGAGGUUAAUGUUGCGGACCAACCAAGCCGGUGGUGGGAGCCCGAUGGGCCGCCCUCUUUUCCCUCUGGCCAAAUCAAGCGCGCUGGGCAGGGGAUCGAAGAGGAAAGUGUCAGUCCUUACCGUGCAGGAGGUCAAGAGGGCGAACGCGAGGAUGAGAAGUCCAGAGCUCGAGGAUGUUUGCGUCAGGAGGGAAACCUCCCGCAGCAGGAGCCGAUCCCCUGUGGCAGGGGGAAAUCGGACACGGGAUCCAGCCUUAAAGAGGCGACUCCAGAGCCACAGAAAGCGGAUGGAAAGGGCGAGGCGAAGACAGAGAGAGACUACUUCAACAGGCUCGAGAAGUUUUACGGCUUCGCGAGGUUCCAUCAGAUCGACAUAAAGGUGGAAUCAAAACUCGACGAGGCGCUGUGCGACUACGCAGAUCACCUGUAUCUCAAUGGCGAGAGCUCUACUGCAGGACAGAAGCUACAAGCUGCAUUGGAGUACGUUCGUCCCGAGUGUGUCAGGGGGAAAGACGAGCUGGCUAUCUUCAACGAGGUCAGUUUCUCGACUUACGGCCGACCUGGAGAGCUGUUAAAGAUGAAAGCCGAGGACUACGUCGAGAAGAACCAGGACUACCGCUACCCGGUCCUUAUCCUCGGCGAUGUUCGCGUCCCAUGGCUGGACACAGUUCUGAGAGCUCACGUCAAACAGAGGCUGAGGCAGGACGGAGUGGAGGCCAACCUUUGGAGUUUUACGGCCAAGCAGUACCUAGAGUCCUGGCGCAAAGCCGUGGAAAUCCUGGAGGUGGAAGAGGUGGCAAAAAGCCGCUACCAGAAUCGACACGGGGGCGCGAGCCGAGAUCACCUUCUCCGCCUUCGUUCGGUGCAGGCCAUACAGAGACGUGGUCGUUGGGCAUCGGACAGCAGCGCGAGGAUUUACGACAAACCGGGGAGACUUCAACAGGUGCUGAACAAGCACGACGGUGGUCGGCUGAAAGAGUUCGGGGAGGCUGUGCGUGCCCAUUUCGGCGACUGGUACCGCAGUGGUUCCUGCCGAGUCCCGAAGGACAUUCGGAAACGCGUACAGACGCUUUCAAAGGGUGCAUUGUGCAUUUUCAUGCGGUUGGUAUUGAUCUGCCUUGUCACACUUGGAGUGGCGCCAGAAGAGCUCCACGUCAUUCCAAUUUCCCAGGCCCUCUACGUGGAUUCGAUUAUCCUGAUGUGA
Messenger RNA from Symbiodinium sp. CCMP2592, 2826 nucleotides. Lineage: Eukaryota; Dinophyceae; Suessiales; Symbiodiniaceae. The record is from the annotation of a GenBank genome assembly.